AUGCAGAACCUGAUGGAUGGCAAAAGCUACCGUAACCUCAUGGACAAGUUGUCCAUCUGUACUGAGACUCAGCGCAUACAGCUGGCUAGGCCUUUCAGUGCCGACCCAGUGGUCGCCUUUCACGUGUACCCAGAAACACCAAACCAGGUCACUUGCUCUGAAGAUUUGUCAUUCCUUCCUUUCAUGUCUGAGCAUCUCAUCGCGGAGAACUUCUACAGUGAGCCCUGCACCUUUCCCUACCAAAUGCCCCACUCCAAUUACCGCAGAAGUGAGUACUCCUAUGGGCCAGCUUUCAUCAGAAAGAGGAAUGAGAGAGAAAGACAGAGGGUUAAAUGUGUCAAUGAAGGCUAUGCUAAACUGAGGCAUCACCUACCUAAGGAAUACUUGGAGAAACGGCUCAGCAAAGUAGAGACGCUCCGUGCUGCAAUAAAAUACAUCAGCUACCUACAGUCUGUUCUGUACAGUGAUUCUGUGGUGGCAGAAAAAAAUGUCAUAGAGCCAAGCCAAGCACCUAAAGCAAUUAACAAACAAAGCCAGUUUUUGAAGACGAUCUAAACCAUUCCAAACCAAGCAAAAGGUAUCCUGUCUAGGAGCCUAGUAGCCACUACAUCGUUAAUGACGUGCACGUUCCUGGCACAUCUUAAGAGCAGAUCACAGCAUGUGUCAGUAUAAGCCCACAGAAAAGAGUUUUGAUUUUGCAGAUAGUAACUACACUUAGAUACGAAAAAGACAACUGAGGAAAUCUCAUCUGAAUGGCCUAAGUUAGUUAAUUCAUGGAAAUCAGAAAACAUUUCUAAAAUUGUCAUCAAACCAAAAAUGUAAUACCUAAAUGUGUGAAGUAACUGUAUGUAUCAUCACAAACUGCAUGCUUCAAAAUAAAAUCUUUCUACUGAUGG
Messenger RNA from Aptenodytes forsteri (emperor penguin), 896 nucleotides. RefSeq names its product achaete-scute family bHLH transcription factor 3 (gene ASCL3). The transcript has a single exon. NCBI's taxonomy places the organism in Eukaryota, Metazoa, Chordata, Aves, Sphenisciformes, Spheniscidae. The coding region runs from base 1 to 555 and encodes 184 amino acids. Gene Ontology annotation, biological process: regulation of transcription by RNA polymerase II; developmental process. The record is from RefSeq and is a predicted model, not a curated record. Gene Ontology annotation, molecular function: protein dimerization activity; RNA polymerase II transcription regulatory region sequence-specific DNA binding; DNA-binding transcription factor activity, RNA polymerase II-specific.